This is a messenger RNA of Portunus trituberculatus (swimming crab), 2615 nucleotides long. Its product is annotated as beta-1,4-galactosyltransferase 2-like. Bases 1071 to 2120 code for a protein of 349 amino acids. The record is from RefSeq and is a predicted model, not a curated record. The transcript is spliced from 7 exons. Gene Ontology annotation, biological process: carbohydrate metabolic process; glycosphingolipid biosynthetic process. Gene Ontology annotation, molecular function: N-acetyl-beta-glucosaminyl-derivative 4-beta-N-acetylgalactosaminyltransferase activity. Lineage: Eukaryota; Metazoa; Arthropoda; Malacostraca; Decapoda; Portunidae.
UUUUUUCUUGGGUGACUUCAUUGAAUAAUUGCUUUCUUCAUAUUUUUUUUUCAUAUAGAAUUUGUUGCUGCAUGGUAUAUCAUUGAUUUGGUCAUGCCUUAUGAUGCCACUGCUACAUAUCCUAAGUAUGUAUAGCAUAGAUUUGUCUCUAUUCACGAUAUUACAUAGACGAGUUUAUUAUGUGGACGGAAAUUGUGAAAAACACACUGGGCGUCUUUCAAGUGAUGAGAUAAUGUAGAAAAGUAAAAUACGUUCAGUUGAUCGAAAGUAAUAGUCAUAUUCCACAAAAUGUUACACACACACACACACACACACACACACACACACACACACACACAGUAUCUAACAUACACCUCCAUUUUCGUUUACACUGUCUAUCGUGAUGUUAAAGAUAAUGAAAACUUUACUUUGCACUAUAUGACUGAGCCGGUUCUAAGAGAAAUGUCAGACACUGGGACCUUGCAUGAAGUGACGAGCAUAUGCAUACUGAAAGAAGUAAAUGAGAAAUUGAUAAAAUGUUGAAAACUAUCAAAAGCAUUGCUCCUGCAGGCAGUGGGGGAGGAAGAUGUAUGCAUGUGACGCGUAAAUGAGAAGCAAAUAAAUGUGUAAGUGUAUGUGCAUGUAAACUGAAUUAUAUUUUUCAUAUCCCUGGGUUUUCUCUCUCUGACUCAUGUGUAAGCUGUCAUUAGUGUCUAUUCAUCUGUGUGAGCAAAGCAUUAGUACUCCGUUCAUGAACCUGAAAAUAUAGCUUCCUUCAUUGAGUAUAGCAAGUGCAAAUUAUGUUGACAUAAUCGAAUCAUAUUUUUUUAUGAACCACUAAUUCAUGAGGUUGCGAAUAUUAGAGGGCGAGAUAUAGGGAGCCUCUCACACACGUACAGGAGACUGGGAACGAGAGAGAGAGAGAGAGAGAGAGAGAGAGAGAUUCUUAACUACGGUCAAUUAUUUAUUAGUUUUAGGUAACAGGAACUCACUUUGUAUACGUAUGUAAAUAACAGGAAAAAUUGCAUAUACCAUGAGAUGCCAGCCAGGACAAAGAUGUCAGCAGAGCCGAUAAGCGUGCCGUGGCGGAAAUGUGUCGCGCCAGGCAGCAGUUCCAGUGGAGCAAGCUGCCACUGCUGACCAUCCUGGGCCUCCUGAUGGCUCAAACAUUGUUGUACUACAAUUACAGCUCUUUCUAUGGCGCUCACCACUGGUUCGUCGUGCCCAGCUCCUCAUUACGAUUAAAAUGGUUCAGCGAUAAUUCUACGAGAGAACCAUCUGUCUAUUCGCUCAGCCUCGGCGGCAGCGGCGGAGAUAACAACAGGCACCGGGACACCACUCCCCCUUGCCCGCCCAUCCCCCCCAGCCUGAAGGGACGGGUACAAGUCAACACGAACCCUCCUACCCUGGAAGAGCAGGAGCGCGAGCACCCUGAACUCUCUCUCGGGGGACGCUACCGGCCUGAGAACUGCACGGAGCGGCACAAAGUGGCCAUCAUCAUCCCUUACCGGAACCGUGCUACUCACUUGACGGCCUUCGUCCACCACAUGCAUCCCUUCCUGCAGCGGCAGCAACUCGAGUACACCAUUUACGUGGUGGAGCAGGCAGGUAGCAACUCUUUCAAUCGAGGAAUGCUGAUGAAUGUAGGGGUCCUUGAAGCUCUCCAUCAGCAUGACUUUGACUGUCUGGUGCUUCACGACGUAGACCUUCUGCCAGAAGACGACCACAACCUUUACACCUGCUCAGACUCUCCCAGACACAUGUCGGCCUCGAUAAGCACGAAUGAUUACAGAUUACUUUAUAAGAACAAUUUUGGAGGCGUGUCUGCCAUCACGGCGAAGCAGUUCACCGCCAUCAACGGGUUCAGUAACAAGUUCUGGGGUUGGGGCGGUGAGGACGACGACUUCUUUAACCGCGUCAGACAUCACGGCCUCAACGUGUCGCGCUACCCAAGCAAGGUGGCUCGCUACACCAUGCUGUCCCACAAGAAGGCGAAUCCCAGCCCUGACAGAUUCACAAACCUCCGCCAGGGUAAGUGGAGGUUCAAGACGGACGGUCUGAACACCAUCAAUUACCAAAUACUGAAGACUGAACGACGGCGACUGUUUACGUGGCUGUUCGUGGCUCUGGCAUACACGUGAUACACAAGUCCGAGUAAAAACUGUGGAAGUUUCUGCCUCUGACACCGACCCGUGUUGAUGGCACCCCUGCCCAGGAUUUGCAGAGGCAUAUCCAUAUGAAAUGAAACAUCAAAGAUUUGAUAAUGAUAGGUUAUCUGAUAGUGCCCGUGCCCUUCUGGCAAGUGAAAAUUCAUUUGACAAUUAUGUUUUGAAUUUGCUACUUGCUCCAUUUUAGUCUCAUGAUAGUGUAAUUUAAAGAUAACUUAUUUGUAUAAUUUUAAGAUUUAUGUUUUAAUUUAUGUAUGAUUUUGAAAUUGUGUAGAUAGUUGUAAGAUUUUCCUUGUAUACUCCUUUCUUUUAAUAUUCUAAAUUUUAUAACGAUGUCAUUUUAAACUGUAUUUUUAUUCUCAAAUUAAUUUUAUGAAUGACAAGGUAUUAUUUUUUUUUCUCGUGGAAUAUGUUUAAAAUAUCCUAUGUAUCUUCUUUUGAAGGCAAAUAAACACAUAAAUAAAUAAA